CCAGGUGUACUAAUUCGUAUCCUCAAUUUAUCAAUCCGUACCCAUGAUUUAGUCAUUCGUACCUUCGAAUUAAUAUUAAUACUGGGCAAGGCAGGAAGCUAGUCGAUAACUGUUGUUUCUCUUGGCUCUGCACCAGCCGCAUCUUUUGACGUUUUAGCGGUCAUGAGUUAGGAUAGAAACAUUGGCCGCAGCCUUAAACGAGUCACACUGGCUUUCCCUAAGAAGCUUCCGUCCCCAACCGCCCAGCAACUAAAGGUUAACACCCAGACAAUUAAAAAGUCGACAGCUCGCAGAACCACAGUGGGUCUACUACUCAUCUAUCAAAGGGUUGAUUUUGCAAGAAUGGAUAUUUUAGCUCUUCUGCAGACCAAUUUCAUCACUCUAUUGAUGGGUCUUAUAGUUUUAGUCUUACUGUUUAAGAAUCGAGGAAAAGAAACCAACAGUGGAAGACUGCCACCGGGUCCGGCUCCGAUUCCUCUACUGGGUAAUUUGUUGCAGCUGGAUUUAAAACAACCCUACAAGUCCUACUUAGAGCUCAGCAAGAAGUAUGGCUCGGUCUUCACUGUGUGGCUGGGCCCAAAACCUGUGGUGGUGCUGUCCGGAUAUCAGACACUCAAAGAUGCUCUCGUGAACCAGGGCGAGGAGUUCGGCGGCCGGGCCAACUACCCUGUGCUCAUGGAGGUCACCAAAGGCUAUGGGGUGCUGGCAAGCAAUGGGGACCGCUGGAAGGACCUUCGGAGGUUCGCCCUCAUGACACUGAAAAAUUUUGGGAUGGGGCGCAGGACCAUUGAAGAGAGGGUUCAAGAGGAGGCCAAGUGUCUGGUCAAAGCAUUCACUGAACAAAAAGAUUCUGCAUUCAACCCUAGUCAUCUGUUGAGUAACGCCGUGUCCAACGUAAUUUGCUCCAUUGUCUUUGGCGAGAGGUUUGAAUAUGAUGAUAAAGAAUUCAAGUUCCUCCUGACUGGCAUCAACAGUUACUUCAUGCUUCUCAGCGGCUCAACAGGACAGAUGUACAACAUGUUUCCAAAAGUCUUAAAGUAUCUGCCUGGCUGUCACCACAAGACCUUUGAGCAUCUAAGACAGAUGAAAGCGUACUUCAGACAGGAAGCUGAAAAGCGGCAGGUGAACCUUGACCCCAAUUCUCCCAAGGAUUUCAUCGAAGCUUUCCUGAUUCGAAUGAUGGAGCACACCAAUAAGCCGGACACCGAGUUCCACUACGAUAACCUGGUGGGUUCCAUUUGGAGCCUCUUCUCCGCGGGAACGGAGACCACCUCCUCGACGCUGAGACAAGCCCUGCUGCUCAUGAUGAAGUACCCUCAUAUCCAAGAGAGGGUUCAGAAGGAGAUUGACGAGGUGGUGGGCUCCGAGAGAUGCCCCUGUCUCCAGGACAGACAGCAUAUGCCCUACACUGAUGCUGUAAUCCAUGAGAUCCAGCGCUAUAUGGACAUCGCACCCACCUCUGUUCCUCACAAAAUGAUGAGAAACACCGAGUUCAAGAGCUACUACAUUCCUGAGGGAACAAUGGUCAUUCCUCUGCUGUCGUCGGCUCUCUUGGACCCAAAAUUUUGGAAAAACCCUAAGGCAUUCGACCCAGAAAACUUUCUGGACGAGAAUGGGUGCUUCAGGAAGAAUGAUGCCUUUCUGGCAUUUGGAUUAGGAAAGCGCGUUUGCGUGGGGGAGGCGAUGGCCAGGACGGAGCUCUUCCUGUUCUUCACCACCAUCCUCCAGCGGCUCACUGUCAGGGGCACCCAGCCCCCGGAAGAGAUCAACAUCACCCCCAUCUGCAGCACCUUCGGACGGCUGCCACGCACGUACGACUGCUCUGUCGAAGUCCGGGAAUAAGCGUGAUGUCCGCUCCGCGUUUGCUCACCCAAAAAGCCUGCAAUCCACAAUGCUUUAUACACUAACACGUGCACCUUAAGCUACCCAACUAACUGUAAUCACUUUAGCAACAACAAAUCAUCGUGAAAAGUUCACCAGUACAACACAGAUUAAACAUGCAUGACAAUAUACAGAGCCUGAAGGUACACCAGUACUGUUAUACUGACACCACUUAGAUCAUCAUGGUUUGAUAGUACUAUAUUGUGUGUAUUGCCUUUACGCCUACCAUUUAUUAUAUAGAUGCUUGUUGGUUAUAUUAUGUUUGAUAAUAUGUUUGUUAAAAAUACAUUUUUAUCUUUUACAUUUUAAGCCCUCUGCUUCUGAUUUUAUAUAUGUUUAAUAAGAUUUUAUAUAUGUAUGAUGGUCAAUUUCCUUGCAUUGGCUGUAUUGAUAUGGAAGGCUUCAUCAGUGUUUGUUUUAUCAGUAAUGUUUUGACAUUAUUUUAAUUAUCUAGAUCUCAUAGUACCUCCUUGGGUCAUCUUUCUUGGGCUUUGGAUGAUAUUUUUUGUGACUUAUAGACCAUCUCCUAAGUUUUAGUGUGAUUGAGAUACAGUAAGGAAAUAAGGAAGUAAGUAUAUAUCACAGUGAGUGAUUUUCAUCUUUGAAAAUCAUCUUAAGUGUUAUAUUUAAAUCAAUAUCCCUAAUAUACAUCUAAUUACUGAGUAAUGUGAAAUGUUUUCAUUUUCCGCCCACACUUAAUGUUUCUUACAGACCCUGUCACCAUUUGAUUUUGAGGUUUUUUUUUUUAGCCUUUCUUUAUGAACUAGGUGAUGGAAUGUGCCAGAGCACAUUGGGUUGUGUUGCUUCUGAUAAGGCAGAAAAGAUCUGAACAAACUUUGCUCAACAUUGUCCUCAUGUUUAUGUAUACUGUAAUGGCAUUCUGAGGUAAACUUGCUACAAUAUUGUGGGAACCCAGAAAGUAUGGAGACAAUGAAUGCUAGCCUCAAGGAAAUUCACAGUUAUGCAAAAAAAUGAAAAGAUAAGGUGGUUAAGUAGACUUGAAAAGUGUUGGCUGGGUCCCUUAAUUUCCUGUAUAUAAUAUGCUUUGAAACUACAACCCAAUAAGAUUUGUCUGACUUGUAGAUGGUCUUCCCUGUGCAAUAUCGAAGAAUAAACUAUGUCGUGAAACAAGAA
This is a messenger RNA of Megalops cyprinoides (Indo-Pacific tarpon), 3015 nucleotides long. Its product is annotated as cytochrome P450 2M1-like. Gene Ontology annotation, cellular component: intracellular membrane-bounded organelle; cytoplasm. Gene Ontology annotation, molecular function: iron ion binding; heme binding; oxidoreductase activity, acting on paired donors, with incorporation or reduction of molecular oxygen, reduced flavin or flavoprotein as one donor, and incorporation of one atom of oxygen. The coding region runs from base 343 to 1842 and encodes 499 amino acids. Gene Ontology annotation, biological process: xenobiotic metabolic process. NCBI's taxonomy places the organism in Eukaryota, Metazoa, Chordata, Actinopteri, Elopiformes, Megalopidae. The transcript has 9 exons. The record is from RefSeq and is a predicted model, not a curated record.